AUGCUCAACAAAACCGGUCCGGGCUCCCAGUACAUCCUGCCCGGCGGCGCCUCCCACGCAGCGACCGAGAACGCAGAUAACUACGCCCUGUUUGCGCUCUGGUCCUGGAUGCGGAACCAGCAGGACGCGAAGUGCGUGCAUAAUUGGCCUCUGUGGAAUAUACCUGCAUCGCUCGGCCUCUUUCAGUCAUCCUCCUCCACGUCUGCCUCCUCGAGUACUCAGUCCGGAAGUCUGAGGCAAUUACUGGGUGACUCAGAUUCCGAUAAUUUAGCUGAGGACGACACCACAACCGAUCUUGUCGAGGGUUGUGGCGGGGGGGAUUGUCCGAGCACGCCGUAUGAUGAGGGUUCGGGAAUUACUUCGGUGGGGAAUAGUACGGAUAUGAGUCUUGCGGGCGAAGGAAGCGUGGGCGGAAGCGCGGGGUCUACUUGCAGCGGAAGCUGUUCUGGUACGGGCGAUACGUCGUCGUGCGGAGUGAAUUGCCAGUGUGUUGUUAAAGGCCGCAUAGAUCCUGGGGACGGCAGUGCUCUUAUUGAGACUUAUGGAUGUUCAGGCAAGUGA
This is a messenger RNA of Bacidia gigantensis, 561 nucleotides long. RefSeq lists its product as uncharacterized. The record is from RefSeq and is a predicted model, not a curated record. The transcript has a single exon. NCBI's taxonomy places the organism in Eukaryota, Fungi, Ascomycota, Lecanoromycetes, Lecanorales, Ramalinaceae. The coding region runs from base 1 to 561 and encodes 186 amino acids.